Molecule: messenger RNA, 405 nt
Organism: Fraxinus pennsylvanica
Lineage: Eukaryota; Viridiplantae; Streptophyta; Magnoliopsida; Lamiales; Oleaceae
Source: the annotation of a GenBank genome assembly
AUGCUACUACUACUAUGGCAAAACACCCCACUGCAUAUUCAUUUUCAGCUAGAAAAUGAAAAGGAAAAGGCUUUUCUACUUGGACGUAACAUGAUGUUGCAGCUGUUCAACUAUUUCGGUUACCAUUUCGAUUUGCACUUCGUGGCUUUCGAUCCGAGAAGGGCUCCCGUUUAUAUGGCAUUCAUUCAUUUCAUAUAUGAGGCAAGUGAUGCGAAAAAGAUCAAUUAUAGCUUCGAAGUUGGGGCAAACAGCAGAAUGCUGAUGUGGCAAGGAGUUCCAAGGAGCAUUCAUUAUAGUCAUAGAACAGUUCGAGAGAGUUUGGACGGACUAAUUAUUCAAAGAAACAUGGAGCUCUUUUUCUCCGGAGGUAAUAGCCAGAAGCUGAAGCUCAACACACAAUUUUGA